UGCUGAAGAACAUCCGGUUUCCCCCUCGUUCUCUCACUCGGAGUCGCCAUUUUGACACACAUAAGCCAAGCAAGCACACUACCAGAAGUAACGAAGACAACGGAAAGGAUAACUAUGAGUGGAUGUCGAGUGUUUAUCGGUCGUUUGAGCCCUCAUGCUCGUGAGAGGGACGUGGAGAAAUUCUUCAAAGGUUAUGGAAGGAUCCGAGAAGUAAAUUUGAAGAACGGAUUCGGCUUUGUGGAGUUUGACGACCACAGAGACGCUGAUGAUGCAGUUUACGAGCUGAAUGGCAAGGAACUCUGUAGUGAAAGGGUGACUAUAGAGCAUGCCCGCUCCAGAAGAGGGAGGGGUGGUGGACCUGGGAUGGGCGGCGGCGGCGGAGGAGGAGGACGUUUCUCACCUCGUUUCAGCAGCUACCGCCAGGGGUCUGGUGAUCGCCGCGGRGGUGGUGGUGGRGGCGGCGGCGGCUCCAGUAGGUAUGGUCCUCCGGUGCGCACUGAACACAGAAUCAUCGUGGAGAACCUGUCGUCACGUAUCAGUUGGCAGGACCUGAAAGAUCUCAUGAGGAAAGUUGGAGAGGUCACCUUUGUGGAUGCCCACCGAACUAACAAGAAUGAAGGGGUGGUGGAGUUUGCAUCACACAGUGAUAUGAAGAACGCCCUUGAUAAGCUGGACGGAACAGACUUGAAUGGACGAAAGCUGAAACUGUCUGAGGAUCGCAAGAGCCGUAGCCGUAGCAGGAGCCGUGACCGCUCCAGGAGCCCCCGCUCCCGGUCCCCACGCUCCGCCAGCCGUACUCCGAGAAGAAGCCUGCCUCGAGGAGGAGGAGGGGGCAGGGCUGCACAUCGCUCCACUUCACGUUCCCGUUCCAAAUCCCGUACCCCUCCCGCACGCUCUCAUUCCCGUACACCUCCCCCCGUUCCCGCUCUCCUCCCCCCCCGUUCCCGCUCUCCUGCCCCACGUUCCCGCUCUCCUGCCCACGUUCCCGCUCCCUGCCCACGUUCCCGCUCCCCUGCCCCACGUUCCGCUUCCCCUGCCCACGCUCCCCCCCUGCCCCCCGUUCCCGUUCUCCUGCCCCGGCCCGGAAGCCGUCCCGGUCUCGGUCCCCCUCGUGGAGAGCCACACUGA
Molecule: messenger RNA, 1128 nt
Organism: Salvelinus sp. IW2-2015
Lineage: Eukaryota; Metazoa; Chordata; Actinopteri; Salmoniformes; Salmonidae
Product: serine/arginine-rich splicing factor 5
Cellular component (GO): cytoplasm; nucleus
Molecular function (GO): mRNA binding
Source: RefSeq, a predicted model, not a curated record